Molecule: messenger RNA, 3123 nt
Organism: Gaeumannomyces tritici R3-111a-1
Lineage: Eukaryota; Fungi; Ascomycota; Sordariomycetes; Magnaporthales; Magnaporthaceae
Product: hsp88-like protein
Exons: 6
Coding region: 547-2694 (715 amino acids)
Biological process (GO): protein folding
Cellular component (GO): cytosol; nucleus
Molecular function (GO): ATP-dependent protein folding chaperone; ATP binding
Source: RefSeq, a predicted model, not a curated record
CGAAUGAGGGGCAAAAGCAGCUUCUGGUAACUGGGCGCACACACGUCGUGUAUCCUUUGGGCCAUAACAUAUUUUCCCACCCUUUCCCUCGCCGGCGCUCCAUAUUGUCGCUCCCAAAGGUAGGCAGUUGGUUUUUUUUCCCUUUGUGUUUUUUUUCUUGUUCCUUUACUUGGUUCCCAGUACAAUCCUCGUCGCAAAACGACGCCCUGUCGAAAAUCCAACCAGAGAUACCCUUGACCAAGCAACUUCCCGCCCAUUGCUGACUGGACGCAGUUGACGUUGGGCAGGCUUUCGUUGUUGUGUUGACAAGCCAACCCAGCAGGCAAGGAAGCAAAGAACCCAAGAAAAAAAAUACAUACCCUCAGACUUGUGCCUGUGAGCAAAUCUCCUCGUUAUCACUUCUCGCCUUACCGACCAGACAACAAACACGACAAAACCACCACGAGCCCCGUCGCUUUGCCUCGAAUACGACAUAUCGGCGCGAUAGGCAAUCACUAACCAGGGUAUUUGUCUACGCCCACACAGGAGCGCAAAGAUACAGCCACCAUGUCCGUAGUUGGAGUUGACUUCGGUUCCCUUAAUACCGUCAUUGCGGUUGCGCGGAAUCGGGGUGUCGAUGUGAUCACCAACGAGGUUUCCAACCGCGCCACACCAUCACUCGUCGGAUUCGGCCCCAAGUCACGGUAUCUGGGAGAGGCCGCCAAGACACAGGAGAUAUCCAACCUCAAGAACACUGUCGGCUCGUUGAAGCGCCUCGCCGGCCGCUCUAUCAACCAUCCAGAUGUCCAGAUCGAGCAGCAGUUCAUCUCGGCGCCCUUGGUCGACGUCAACGGCCAGGUCGGCGCCGAGGUCACAUACCUGGGCAAGAAGGAGAAGUUCACUGCCACGCAGCUGAUCGCCAUGUUCCUUGGCAAGAUCAAGCAGACGACGGCCAACGAGACCAAGCUGGCCGUCUCCGAUCUCGUCAUGAGCGUUCCUCCUUGGUUCACCGACGUCCAGCGCCGCUCCCUGCUCGAUGCCGCCGAGAUCGCCGGUCUGAAGCUGCUGCGUCUCAUCAACGACACCACCGCCGCCGCCCUUGGCUACGGCAUUACCAAGCUAGACCUCCCCGCGGCCGAGGAGACGCCGCGCCGCGUGGCCUUUGUCGACGUCGGCCACAGCGACUACACCGUUUCCAUUGUCGACUUCAAGAAGGGCGAGCUGGCUGUCAAGUCCACCGCCUUCGACCGCCAUUUCGGCGGGAGGAACUUUGACAAGGCCCUUGUCGACCACCUGCACAAGGAGUUCCUCGGCAAGUACAAGAUUGACAUCUACUCCAACCCCCGCGCCACCUCGCGCGUUUACGCCGCUGCAGAGAAGGUCAAGAAGAUUCUGUCCGCCAACCAGCAAGCGCCCAUCAACAUCGAGUCGCUGAUGAACGACGUCGAUGUUUCGGCCAUGAUCACCCGUGCCGAGUUCGAAACCAUGGUUGAGCCUAUCCUGUCUCGCGUCGAGGUGGUGCUGGAGCAGGCCCUUGCCGAGGCCAAGCUGACCAAGGACGACAUUGACGUUGUCGAGCUCGUCGGAGGCGGCGCCCGUGUCCCCGCCAUCAAGGAGCGCGUUCAGGCCUACUUCGGCAAGCCUCUCUCCUUCACCCUGAACCAGGAUGAGGCCAUCGCCAGGGGUUGCGCCUUCAGCUGCGCCAUCCUGUCCCCCAUCUUCAAGGUCCGCGACUUUGCCGUCCAGGACGUCAUCUCGUACCCGAUCGAGUUCGCCUGGGAGAAGGCCCCCGACAUUCCCGACGAGGACACGAGCCUCGUCGUCUUCAACAAGGGCAACUUGAUGCCCUCCACCAAGAUCCUUACCUUCUACCGAAAACAGCCGUUUGAUCUCGAGGCCAGGUACGCCAAGCCCGAGGACCUGCCUGCCACGAUAAACCCGUGGAUCGGGCGCUUCUCGGUCAAGGGCGUCAAGGCGAACGGCGGCCACGACGACUUUAUGAUCUGCAAGCUCAAGGCCCGUGUCAACAUCCACGGCAUCCUCAACGUCGAGAGCGGCUACUACGUGGAGGACCAGGAUGUCGAGGAGGUCGUCGAGGAGGGCGAUAAGAAGGAUGGCGACGCCAUGGACACGGACGGUGCGAAGGACGACUCGAAGCCCAAGACUCGCAAGGUUAAGAAGCAGGUGAGGAAGGGCGAGCUGCCCAUCGUCGCGGCGACGCAGUCACUGGAAACCAGCGCCAAGGAUUCCCUGCUGGAGAAGGAGGCCAGCAUGGCGGCCGAGGACAAGCUGGUGGCCGACACCGAGGAGAAGAAGAACGAGCUCGAGACGUACAUCUACGACGUCCGGAACAAGCUUGACGACCAAUAUGCCGAGUUCGCCAGUGACGACGAGAAGGACAAGCUCCGCGCCAAGUUGACGGCGACUGAGGAUUGGUUGUACGACGAGGGCGACGACGCCACCAAGGCCGUCUACAUCCAGAAGAUGGAUGAGAUUAGGGCCAUGGCAGGCCCCAUUGUGCAGCGCCACUUCGACAAGGUCGAGUCUGAGAGGCAGGCACUGCAAGCCAGGCUAGAUGCCGAGGCCACCGCCAAGAGGGCCGCCGAGGAGGAGUCCAAGCAGGCAGCCGAUGCCAAGGCCAGCCAGGACCCGGCAGCCGAUGGGGUAAAGGACGAGGAGAUGCCCGACGCCGACGCCAAGGCGAACGAGUCGUAGAAAGUCGGACACUCUGCUAACCUAGCGCUGAGGCAUGGUUGCCUGCGGGCAGCUGAGUACUGGGACGAUGAACACACGGGACGGGGCGGCGCAAAGGAGAUUGGGGGGAUGGGGUUUUAUCGGAAAACGGAAAGGCCGCGGGCCACUGCAAUGAGUUAUGCCAGCCAUCGUAUAAAGAAGGAAGGGACUUGAGGGGGAGGGGGCGGCACAGCCUGUCGGCCUGCAUCUCGUGUUUUGCCCUUUCAGUACCACACUUUGGAGUUAUCACGCACGUCGUCCGCCACGCACACAACACCACAACGACAACAUACACUUUUACUCACCAUCAAGUUUAUUCCAAAGAGAAGGAAGAGGGAGGUGGGCCAGAUUAGACCGCAUGUUUGGUAUUACAUUUCACCACGUUAGAAUGGGAAUUGUUUGUUUUCAAUA